Prunus armeniaca (apricot) is the source of this 618-nucleotide messenger RNA. Lineage: Eukaryota; Viridiplantae; Streptophyta; Magnoliopsida; Rosales; Rosaceae. The record is from the annotation of a GenBank genome assembly.
AUGCUGAUAGAAGACGAAGAGACAGAAAGGCAUAGCGAUGUGAAUCCCUCAAAACCCUCGUCUUCCACCAACAAAGAUGCCUCUGAUGGUUUCGAAACUGCCAGCGACGGCGAACUUGGACCCAAUGGUAGCGACAACGACCACGAAACCCAACAACAGCCCCAAGUCCAAGAGGAGCAGCAGAGUCUCUCUCAGACCGACGACUUGAAACAGAAAGCAUUUGAACAAGCAAAUGAUGUCAAAUUGGAAGGCAAUAGACUGUUUGGCAGUGGGCAAUAUGAAGAGGCAUUAUCACAGUAUGUGCUUGCUUUACAACUUGCACCUGACAUGCCAUUAUCUGUGGAAUUACGUUCAAUAUGUCACGCAAACAGUGCAAUAUGCUUCUCGAAAUUGGGAAAAUAUGAGGACGCAAUCAAGGAAUGCACAAAAGCGCUAGAACUAAAUCCUUCAUAUAUGAAAGCUCUGCUUAGAAGAGCAGAAGCUCAUGAAAAACUAGAGCAUUUUGACGAGGCUAUUGCCGACAUGAAAAAAAUCUUGGAACUUGAUCCUUCAAAUGACCAAGCCAAGAAGACCAUUCACCGCUUGGGCCGCUGGCUGAAGAAAAGAGAGAAAAGAUGA